UCAACGAACGGCUCGAAUCUCUUUCAACGCCGGAGCAACUCUGUCGCCGCGGCGGAGCAGUUUCCGAUGAGGCUGAUAGUACCUCUCCGUGGCGUAAUCCAAGGCCGUGGUGGUCUUUUCGUCGGCUCUCUCAUUCCUUGUUGUCUCUUCUACUUUCUCCAGCUUUACCUAAAACGACGCCGUCCUCCUCCCUCCGACCCGACGGAGUUACCGAGAACGUCGUCACGGACUAAUCUCUUCUCUCGUGGAAACUCGAUCGGACGAGUUCGAGUCUCGUCUCGAGCGGUUCCUGUGGCUAAACCUUCCGAUUCUCCUUAUUACAUUGGAUUGGAGAGAGUCAAAACGGAUCCGUACAAUCGGAUUACGAACACGGAUGGGAUUAUUCAGCUUGGAUUAGCUGAGAGUACGCUGUGCUUUGACUUGCUACAGAGAUGGAUGUCUGAGAAUUUGAUGGAGUCGAUGAUGCAAUCUGAUGAUGGUGAAUUCGAUAUUAGUAGUAUCGCCAUGUAUAAACCUUUUGAAGGAUUACUGGAACUCAGAGUGGCUUUUGCUGAUUUCAUGUCACGAAUAAUGGGAGGUAAUGUGUCAUUUGACCCCUCAAACAUGGUAAUAACAGCCGGUGGGACUCCUGCUAUCGAAGUAUUGGCCUUCUGCUUGGCAGAUCAUGGAAAUGCUUUUCUAAUUCCUACGCCAUAUUAUCCAGGCUUUGACAGGGAUAUUAAAUUCCGGACAGGAGUUGAGCUUAUACCAGUACACUGCCGUAGCUCUGACAAUUUUACUGUAACGGUUUCCGCACUGGAACAAGCUUUGAAUCAGGCUAGAAAACGAGGAAGCAAGGUUUCUGGCAUCCUCUUUUCAAACCCAUCAAAUCCCGUUGGAAACAUAUUAUCAAGGGAGACACUCCAAGAUAUUUUGAGAUUUGCUCAAGAGAAAAACAUCCAUGUUAUUUCUGAUGAAAUAUUUGCGGGUUCUGUUUACGGGGACAAAGAGUUUGUUAGCAUGGCUGAGAUCGCUGGCUCAGGGGAAUUUGAUAAGAGUAGGGUUCAUAUCAUCUAUGGCUUGUCAAAAGACCUUUCAAUCCCCGGUUUUAGAGCUGGAGUCAUCUACUCCUUUCAUGAAGACGUAGUAAAUGCUGCAAAGAAGCUGAUGAGAUUUUCAUCAGUGCCUGUUCCAGUCCAAAGGAUACUUAUCUCUCUGCUAUCUGAUGUAAGAUUCAUUGAGGAAUACAUGACAGCACACAGGCAAAGGAUCCGGGAUAAGCAUAUUCGGUUUGUGGAAGGUUUGAAACAAUUAGGAAUUCCAUGUGCUGAGAGUGGUGGUGGGUUGUAUUGUUGGGUUGACAUGAGCAGUUUACUGACAUCUUACAGUGAGAAAGGAGAACUCGAGUUAUUUGAGAAGCUAUUGACUGCUGCUAAGAUUAAUGCCACUCCAGGAACAGCCUGUUAUUGUAUAGAACCGGGUUGGUUCAGGUGCUGUUUUACCGCUUUAGCUGAUGAAGAUAUCCCAGUGAUUAUGGAACGGAUCAGACAGCUUAGGGAAUCAUCUAGAUCUUGAGGUCGAACCAGAAUUUAGGUUAGUGUGGUAUUGUUAUUUAUCGGUAGACAUUAUUUUGGCAAGUUGUUAUAGCUUGAAAGAGAAGGAAAGAAAUAAACGAUGAGUUCCUUG
Messenger RNA from Arabidopsis arenosa, 1665 nucleotides. The record is from the annotation of a GenBank genome assembly. Lineage: Eukaryota; Viridiplantae; Streptophyta; Magnoliopsida; Brassicales; Brassicaceae.